CUUGAACUGCAAGCGAUCAGUUGAUCGCCAAAGUUCGUCGCGUGCGAUACACAAACCGCAGCACCCGUGAAGGGCGGUUUGGUGAUUUGUUUUCAAAUAAGUGACGCGCUUGAGAUCGUAAACAAAAUCGCAGUUGUUUUGAAACCGACAAGAUCGUUUUGUGUGUGUUCGAGAUGUCGGAGUUCUUUCGUAAACUGCUCGAAAAGCAAGCACAAGCUGAGAGUGUACAUACCACGCGGAAUAUGUACGAAUGGUUCGAAGAUGGCUUCAUCUACUGGUUCGAGCCGUACUUUGAACUGCUGCCUUUUGAAAUCAUGGUGGAGUUACUGAAGUACCUGAACGUGAGUGAUCGCAAUGCUAUGGCACAAGCUUGCAAAGGGUUCUACGAGGGUCUCAAACAUCCAUACUACUUGCGCUCAACGUGCCUUCACAUUCACGACAUAGAGUUCGAAGACAACAUCGAGCCGGUACGUAGUCUGCUAACCGCGUUCCGGUAUUUCCCCAACGUCAAGCUCACGAAGAUCACCUUCGGAAACCGCAGUGACUUUUGGGCCGAGUUCGGUGAGUCAAUAGAAGAGCUAACCUUCGAAAACUGCGCCAUGUGGAAGCAGAAGCUCCUAUCGAUCCUUCGAUACACCUAUCGGUUGAAGAGCUUGACCAUCGAAAACUGUCCGGAUCUGUUUCGAUCGUGGAAGCUGAUCGAGAACGUCACUGUAAUGCUGUGUCCGACGCUGCCGCAGCUACGUCACAUCGGUUUAGCCGGCAAUACCGUACUCGAGCAGCAUCAUUUCGAUUUUCUAGUGGGCAUGGCGCCAAAGCUCGAUUCGCUAGACGUGUCGAACUGUUUCAAGGGGAACAACGCGGCUCAUCGCUUUCAAAUGCUGGGCCACGUAAUACGUUAUCUGACCGAUCAUCAGCAUGAUAUUCGUCACUUUUAUAUUGGCGAUACGCCAGUCGACAAUCUGUUCCUACGUCACUUGGCCGACAUAAAGGGACUUCGGUUGAAUAGUUUGAGCUUGAUGGUGUGUGACAAAGUGCCUUCGACUGAGGCGGGGAUCAUCGACUUGAUACGAUUGCAGACAAACUUGACGUAUCUGGAUUUGACGAAGUCGUUGGAGUUGCACGAUUCGUGCUUGAUCGAGAUAUGCAAAUGCAUGCCAAUGCUGGAGACGUUGAUCCUCAACCGAUGCUGGAUGAUUACAGAUUAUGGUAUCAUGGCGAUCAAGAAUUUGAACAGGCUGAAGCAUUUAGAUCUGACGAACUGCGAUAGGAUUAGUGAUACGGGGAUAAUGGGCGGAUUGUUGACCCACAAUAGACAACGGCGGUUGAGGAAGCUGUAUCUGGGAUUGCUGACAAACAUAGGAGAAGUUGUGUUUACGAAGAUCUCAUUCGAACUGAAUAACUUGACUGUACUGGAUCUCGGAGGAUGUUCAAACUGUAUCAACGAUCGAUCCAUCCAAUACAUUUUCUACCACAUGACAGGAUUACAGGAGUUAAAUUUAGAUUGCUGUGCAAAGCUCACGGAUGCGGGUAUAACAGGAAUAGAUCUACCGGAGUGUGCGAUCGCCAUCUGGGAUCUCCAGAUGUCUUUCUCGGUUGCAGAUCUCAAAAGGUUACGCAUUCUCAAUUUGUCCGGAUGCUAUCGCGUAACAGAUUUCUCAUUCAGGAUGAAGUUUCAGCUUCAAGAAUUGAGGGAGCUUAUUCUGAAUCGCUUGCAGAUAUCGGAUCCCGGAGUGGAGAAGCUCGCCGUCAACUGUCCUUCGCUGGAAAUUAUCGAUUUCAGCGAGUGUCAAAACGUAAACGAUCGCUGCUUGGAAAUCCUCGCGAAGAGUUGCACCCGUUUGACCACCCUUAGAUUGCAAAACUGUGCCGAAAUCACCGAUCAGGGCAUGGAUCACCUGAUCAAACAUUGUACCACACUGAAACACCUGAACAUUCGAGGUUGCUACAAGAUCACCGCCGAGGCAGAAGCUCGCCUGGUCGGCAUCCGAUCGCUGAGACAUGUGAUGGCCAACGAGCGGCAAGAAAUCGCUUCCGACGGCAAAUAGCCGGUAGGCACCACCGACUGAAUGCAAAGAUAUGUAAAACAAAAAAAAAUCCAAGGUAAAAUUUGUAAAGAGAAAACAGAACCGAAAACGCCGGAGAUGCGUGCAAUAAAAUUAUUAAAUCAUAUAAAUUUA
Messenger RNA from Aedes albopictus (Asian tiger mosquito), 2180 nucleotides. RefSeq names its product F-box and leucine-rich repeat protein 13. Lineage: Eukaryota; Metazoa; Arthropoda; Insecta; Diptera; Culicidae. The transcript has 4 exons. Gene Ontology annotation, molecular function: protein binding. Gene Ontology annotation, cellular component: cytoplasm. The record is from RefSeq and is a predicted model, not a curated record. The coding region runs from base 174 to 2048 and encodes 624 amino acids.